Messenger RNA from Miscanthus lutarioriparius, 1695 nucleotides. Lineage: Eukaryota; Viridiplantae; Streptophyta; Magnoliopsida; Poales; Poaceae. The record is from the annotation of a GenBank genome assembly.
AUGGAGGAAGCUCACCUCACGCCGGCGACGCCAUUCUUCCCACUAGCAGGGCUCCACAAGUACACCGCGAUCCUCCUCGUUGUCCUCUCGUGUGUCCUGGUCCACAGGUGGAGCCUGAGGAAGCAGAAAGGUCCGAGGUCAUGGCCGGUCAUUGGCGCAACGGUGGAGCAGCUGAGGAACUACCACCGGAUGCACGACUGGCUUGUCGGGUACCUGUCGCGGCACAAGACAGUGACCGUCGACAUGCCGUUCACGUCCUACACCUACAUCGCUGACCCAGUGAAUGUUGAGCAUGUCCUCAAGACUAACUUCACCAAUUACCCCAAGGGGGACGUGUACAGAUCCUACAUGGACGUGCUCCUCGGUGACGGCAUAUUCAACGCCGACGGCGAGCUGUGGAGGAAGCAAAGGAAGACGGCGAGUUUCGAGUUCGCCUCCAAGAACCUGAGGGAUUUCAGCGCCAUUGUGUUCAGAGAGUACUCCCUGAAGCUGUCAGGCAUACUGAGCCAGGCAUCCAAGGCAGGCAAAAUUGUGGACAUGCAGGAGCUUUACAUGAGGAUGACACUGGACUCGAUCUGCAAGGUUGGGUUCGGGGUCGAGAUCGGCACGCUGUCGCCGGAACUCCCCGAGAACAGCUUCGCGCAGGCGUUCGAUGCCGCCAACAUCAUCGUCACGCUGCGGUUCAUCGACCCGCUGUGGCGCGUCAAGAGGUUCUUCCACGUCGGGUCAGAGGCCCUCCUAGCGCAGAGCAUCAAGCUCGUGGACGAGUUCACCUACAGUGUGAUCCGCCGGAGGAAGGACGAGAUCGUCGAGGCCCGGGCCAGCGGCAAACAGGAGAAGAUGAAGCACGACAUCCUGUCACGGUUCAUCGAGCUGGGCGAGGCCGGCGACGACGGUACCGGCGGCGGCGGCUUCGGGGACGACAAGAGCCUCCGGGACGUGGUACUCAACUUCGUGAUCGCCGGGCGGGACACGACGGCGACGACGCUGUCGUGGUUCACGCACAUGGCCAUGUCCCACCCGGACGUGGCCAAGAAGCUGCGGCGCGAGCUGUGCGCGUUCGAGGCGGAGCGCGCGCGCGAGGAGGGCGUCUCGCUCGUGCCCUGCGGCGUCCCUGACGCCGACGACAAGGCGUUCGCCGCCCGCGUAGCGCAGUUCGCGGGGCUCCUCACCUACGACAGCCUCGGCAAGCUGGUCUACCUCCACGCCUGCGUCACCGAGACGCGCCCGCCUGUACCCCGCCGUGCCUCAGGUGAGCGCGCACGCACGACCUCCGAUCCGGGCUCCGGUCUGCGCAGAUGUGGCUGCUGGGACCCCAAGGGGAUCCUGGAGGACGACGUGCUGCCGGACGGGACGAAGGUGAGGGCCGGCGGGAUGGUGACGUACGUGCCCUACUCGAUGGGGCGGAUGGAGUACAACUGGGGCCCCGACGCGGCGAGCUUCCGGCCGGAGCGGUGGAUCAACGAGGAGGGGGCGUUCCGCAACGCGUCGCCGUUCAAGUUCACGGCGUUCCAGGCGGGGCCCAGGAUCUGCCUGGGCAAGGACUCGGCGUACCUGCAGAUGAAGAUGGCGCUGGCCAUCCUCUUCCGCUUCUACAGCUUCCAGCUGCUGGAGGGCCACCCGGUCCAGUACCGCAUGAUGACCAUCCUCUCCAUGGCGCACGGCCUCAAGGUCCGCGUCUCCAGGGCCGUUUGA